AUUAACGAAUUUUCAAGCUUAAAUAGCGUCAAUAUGAAGAGAAAUUACAUUAAUAUUACUAUUUUCUUAAUGAGAAUUGUAACAACAAUAUUUAAAAUCGAUAUUAUAAGUUAUUUUUGCUUAUAAUAAUCUGGAUAUUGCUAUAUACAGUGUGUCACCGGAUUAUAUUUACAAGAGGAAAGACUUUAUUAUUGACAUUAUGAGAAAAAUGCAAUCUAUGUAGUUGGUAUGGAAAUUUGGAAAAGUAUAAACGGGAUUAAUCAUUUUAGAAGAAGCAAAAAUUUUUAUGAAUAAAGGUCGAUUUAUAGAUUGAAAACGUUGCGGUUCGACGCCCGAUGUUACGGUCGGUAAAAAGUUCGUUUAUACACAGGAUGUUUUGUUGAUUAUAAAUUUUUCGUUUUUCGUUGUUGUUGCGGUUGACGUUUUACGUCAAAAGUUAACCAACUUUAGGGCCUGGGCACUCUCUAGUUUUUCAACUAGUCGCGAGGGGCGCUGUUAAACAAAAUUUUAAGUUGGUAUUCAAUUCUUGAGGUUGGCAAUGGAUGUCAAGUCAAGAGUGUCAUUUGGCUUGGCGUCUUGUCUGGCGUCAUUUGUCGUUCCAUUUUCGAAUAUCGGCGUCUAUUUUGCGAAUCCGUUUUCUUUGUGUUUAAUAUUAGACAGUUAAAGCAAGGCACAAUACGUAUACGUAUCUCUCGACACGUAACGCAGAAACUUACGUUACGACUGCCGUUGCGUUGUCGUGUAAACAAGAGUUAAAGCAAGUAUUUUGACUGUAUAUAUGUUUUUGUUGUAGUAUUAGUGUAUAGUGUAGUUCUAGUAUUAGUGUAUUAUAUAGAAAACUGAUUUUUCCACGCGAUAGACGUUAUUGUUUUUCACUUACAAACAUUGAUUUGGUCAAAAUGGUGAUUUAUUGUUGUGUGCCCAAUUGUCCAGGACGGAGUAACGAAAUCUCAAUGCACUUAUUUCCAAAGGAUGAGGAGUUGCUUCACACAUGGAUUAAAGUUGUAGGAAGAGAAGAUUUAUUAUCAAAAGGUGCCAAAAUACGGAAAACUUACAGGGUGUGUGACCGACAUUUUUCAGAAGGUUCCAGAUUCAAAACCCAUCAUAAUAGAACUAAUUUAAAACACGGAUCUGUUCCAGAUUUAUAUGUAAAAGGUUCAGCUGAGGCAAGCACUUCUCAAGAAUUCAUUCCUAUUAAAGCAAGCACUUCUCAAGAAAUAUAUCAGGGUAGAAGCACUGAAGAGUCGUUUGUGGAAGUUGAUUUGAAAACAGUAGAUGAGUGUGCUAGAUAUUCUGUGACAAUCCGGGAACAUACUGUAGAUGACGCAAACACAGUAGACAUCUAUAAAAACUUUUUUGUAUGUGUAAAGAUUUUCGUACCUUGUUUAUAGAUGUCGCUGGUGGAGGAAAUAUAGUAAUACAACUACUUGUCAGUAGAGGACACAUCAUAAAUUGUAUUAGGGAUAUUUAAGAAAAACAUCCAUUAUACUCUUAAUGAGCAUUGUAACAAAAAUAUUUAAAAUUAUUUUUUUUAAAGUUAAUUUUCCUUAUAUUAUGAUAUAGAUGACGCACACACAAUAGACAUCUGCCCAGUUUUUUUUCUGUGUGUAAAGUUCUGUACCUUGUUCAUAGAUGUCGCCAAAGGAGCAAAUAUAGUAGUAGUACAGCUAUUUUUCCGUAGAUGACACUACCUUGUUUGAAAUUUUAUUUUAAAUAUUUAAAGAGGCAAACAUUAAAAUUCCCUUAAUAAAAGAUGGCAUUUAAUUUUUCUUAUAUUA
Messenger RNA from Sitophilus oryzae (rice weevil), 1778 nucleotides. RefSeq lists its product as uncharacterized. The record is from RefSeq and is a predicted model, not a curated record. Gene Ontology annotation, molecular function: sequence-specific DNA binding. Bases 900 to 1391 code for a protein of 163 amino acids. NCBI's taxonomy places the organism in Eukaryota, Metazoa, Arthropoda, Insecta, Coleoptera, Curculionidae. The transcript is spliced from 5 exons.